AUGACGACGGCAGAUUUACUGGUGAUGAUUUUCAAUGUUGUGAUUUAUUACCUUUUGUGCUAUUAUUUCCCCUAUUCAUUCCUGGAGUACACACCGGUAUGUUGUCUAAAUGAAGCCGUGAACUACAUCCUGGUGGACUGCUCGGUGUGGCUGACGGUGGCCUUCACUGUGGACCGCUCUGUAGCAAUCUGUUACCCAAAGCUCAAGGCUCAGUACUGCACACUGAGAACUGCACAGUUGAUCACUGCCGCCCUGUGUGGGCUGAGCUGCCUGAAGAACAUAGCCGUAUACUUUAUGUUUGAACCUGUCUACAUCAUACACAAUGUGCCCAUUCGUUGCAGUAUAAAACCCACCUACUACACGUAUCCAGGAUGGUUAGCCUUCGAUUGGCUUGACACUAUUUUGUGUCCGCUCGCUCCCUAUUUCCUGAUGAUGGUGCUCAAUGCUCUGACUGUCAGGCAUGUGCUGGCAGCCAACAGGAAACGCAGGUCUCUGCUGGGACACAGCAGAAAGGAGGGCAGCAGUGACCCCGAGCUGCAGAGUCGGAGGAGAUCCAUUAUUUUGCUCUUCACCAUCUCCGGGAGCUUUGUGCUGCUGUGGAUGCCAUACGUUGUCUUCUUCCUAUACUCCAGGAGCACAAACGCUGACUAUGAGCCAUAUGUGUACACUGACCCACUGCUGAUCGCUUAUUACACUGUGGAUAUGUUCCAGUUGCUCAGUUCCGGCACUAACACUUGCAUUUACGCGUUGGCUCAGAUGCGAUUCAGGGAGGAGUUAAUCAAUGCCAUGAAGUACCCAUUUAACCUGAUCAUCAACUUGUUUCGAAAAUGA
Callorhinchus milii (elephant shark) is the source of this 831-nucleotide messenger RNA. Its product is annotated as probable G-protein coupled receptor 139. The transcript has a single exon. Gene Ontology annotation, cellular component: membrane. The coding region runs from base 1 to 831 and encodes 276 amino acids. Gene Ontology annotation, biological process: G protein-coupled receptor signaling pathway. Gene Ontology annotation, molecular function: G protein-coupled receptor activity. Lineage: Eukaryota; Metazoa; Chordata; Chondrichthyes; Chimaeriformes; Callorhinchidae. The record is from RefSeq and is a predicted model, not a curated record.